Epithele typhae is the source of this 723-nucleotide messenger RNA. RefSeq names its product Asp/Glu/hydantoin racemase. NCBI's taxonomy places the organism in Eukaryota, Fungi, Basidiomycota, Agaricomycetes, Polyporales, Epitheliaceae. The transcript has a single exon. The coding region runs from base 1 to 723 and encodes 240 amino acids. The record is from RefSeq and is a predicted model, not a curated record.
AUGUCAAACGGCGCCGAAGGAUUGAUCUCCAUCGUCAUCAUCAACCCGAACUCUUCGCAGUCGAUGACAACAGCUCUGGAGCCAAUCCUCGCCAACCUCACCCACCCGGCGUUGAGUCUGCGGUACCACACGGGCCCAGACCAGUCACCGCCAUCGGUCAACGACUCUACGACCUCCGUCCUCUCGGCCGCGCACACAUUCGCCUCGUUGCAAACGUUUCUCGGCGAGGCCGAAGACCACCAAGUAGACGCGUUUCUCGUCGCAUGCUUCUCCGACCAUCCCUUGGUGGGGAUGCUCAGAGAGCAUACUACGAAACCCGUGCUGGGGAUCUUCGAGGCAUCCAUCAUGCACGCCCUCGCGCUCGGACGGCCAUUCGGAGUCGUGACAACGGGGCAGUACUGGGAGGCUGCGCUCACCGACGGGGUGCGGAGCCGUUUUGGGUCGGCUGACCUCGGCGGCGCCUUCGUGGGCGUGGAGAGCACCGGCAUGAGCGCGCUCGAGCUGCAUGAGGCGCGGGCGGAGAUCGUAACAGGAGCGUUGGGCGUGGCGGCGGCGAAGAUUGUCGGGAGAGGGGCGCGGACGAUUAUCAUGGGGUGCGCUGGGAUGAGCGGCAUGGAACGCGCCAUCCGCGGGGGCUGCGCUGGGGAGCAGGUGGUCGUGGUGGACGCGGUGAGGAGCGGAGUCACGGUGCUGGAAGGGCUUGUCAGGGCGAUGCGCGACUAG